CCGUUGCAUAGGAACGAAAACCGACAGGGACGUCGCGCUGAAGCAUCGUUAUUAUUAUUAUGUUUAUCUGGAUGAGGACAGACGGUCGGCUGGUGUUCGUUGAGACAGAAUAAACACCAAAUCAACUACAAUAACUGCUGAUCCGUGCACGGCUCUGCCUCGUCUCUGCUGUGAGCAGCUUAAGAGUAAGGACAGACCCCUAGCGGGACUAAUGUAACCAUUUACGGACUAAAUACUGUUUGUGGCUCCGACUAAAGACACGAUUCUGUUAAUCUGGACACUGUCCCCAAAAACAUCAGAAGCCCAGGAUGUGGACAGCUAAGCAGGCUAGUUAAGGACCCCGGGGUCGGUAUCACUUCAGUUCACGUGUUUAGACAGUAAUCACAGAGGAACAGAGGGACAUGGCAGACCCGGGCAGCAUCGCUGACCUGGACCAGAGGAAAUACGAUGCUGCCGAACAAGUGAAGAUCAUUUGUCUCGGAGACAGUGCUGUCGGUAAAUCCAAGUUGAUGGAAAGGUUCCUCAUGGAUGAUUAUCGUCCCCAGCAGAUGUCCACUUAUGCGCUGACUCUUUACAAACACACGGCAACUCUGGGAAACAAGAAAAUACUGGUUGAUUUCUGGGAUACUGCAGGCCAGGAGAGGUUUCAGAGCAUGCACCCUUCAUACUACCAUAAAGCACAUGCUUGUAUCAUGGUUUUUGACGUCCAAAGAAAGAUCACAUAUAAGAAUUUAGUUAACUGGUAUAAAGAGCUGAGAGAGUUUCGACCUGAGAUACCUUGUUGUGUGGUUGCCAACAAAAUCGAUGCUGACUUGAAAGUGACCCAAAGAAGCUUUAACUUUGGGAAGAAACAUGGACUCCCGUUUUACUUUGUCUCUGCAGCAGAUGGAACGAAUGUAGUUAAGAUGUUCAGAGAGAUGAUCAAGAGAGCAGUGGACUACAAGCAAAAUCCCAGUGACUUCAUGGAUGAAGUCCUGGAAGAAUUAGAGAAUUUUGACCUGGAGAAGAAGGAGGAGAAUUCAGAGGCGGAUGAUGAUGAUGACGAUGAUGAUGGUGGAGUGGAAGCAGAGAGUCCGGAGUUGGUUUGAAUUCCUUUUUCUUUUUCCCAGCAGAGCAUCUACACUUAACGUCAUCUGAUGGAUAAUCUUCUCCCGCUUAUAAACCUGUGAUUCUCCACUACUCACGCCAGGAACAGCCACGUUAUUUGUCCUCAUGCAAUCCCUGCUAUUUAAAUUAUUGGAUUAUAACACUCCCGUUAAAAUGUGUCAUACAGUUGUGUGUUAUCAGGUUGUUUUUUGUUUUAGGCUCAUCAUUCAUUCUUCAUUACAUACCUACAAUUUUAAUGGUUGAAUGUUUGUUCAAGUGUGGAAAAAUGUACUUUAUGUACCGUAAUAACAAUGUGAAACAUUGAAAACUGACACAGCAAAGAGAAUGUGCAAUUAUACACUUUAUUUCCUGCUGUUCUCAGUGUUUGUGUGUAGUGUUGCAUGCAGCGCCAGCAGGCAGCUGCUCUAGUUGCAUUCAUUUUACAAUGUAAAUGUAGUUUUUUUUUUAAGCAUCGUCUAAAAUGUAAACUCAAUGUACCAUAUAACCAGUUAUUAUCAUGCCUCGUUCCAUCUUGAUGUGAUCCAGCAGAAGUCAGCUGAAUGUCAGCAUUUUAUAAGAGACAGUACAGCUGCUUCUGCACAGCGUAAAGUUGUGGCACUCCAAAGGUCAAAAUUACCCCGACUGUGAAUUAUGCUGGGAAAAGACUUUCUCCUAUAGGUCUUCAACACAGGUCACAUUUGCAGGGUGAUGUUGCACAGCAGAACCGUACAACAUCACUCCAGUCAUCAAAGCCAUCCUCAGCUUUCUUUAUUUAAGCCAAGGCUUUGGGUUGGCAUCUGUUAUAAAACAUCAGGGAGUUACUGGAUAGUUGUCGAAAUCUUCUAAACCUCAGCUUGGCUUUUGCCGUCCCUGUUAAGUGAUGUCUUAACUGCAUCAAAAACUGUGGAAAAUCAUAUCCCAAAACUCUCUUUAAAUGUGGACAUUGAUGUCAUUUAUAUGUUUCACUUUCUAUUUUGUGCUCAACGUGCUAUUUGGCUGCUUAGACAUCAACUCAGGGUACUAUGGCAGCGAGAUUGGACCUCCAUCAGUCAAAUUUUUGCCCAGACAUUAGGUUUUCUAAUUUUGAAGAAGGGUCAACGUUGUGAAUAUUAAUUCUUGAAUAAAUUGAUGUAUUUGUCAAUAAAAGUUUUUGAAACUUAUGAAAUGCUUCCUCACUCAACCAUGAAAACACACACACAGACACACACGCACAAAAAUAUGAUAAAUGAUUCCUGAAGCAGUAAUUGUCACAGAAACCAACAUUUGCAUUGUUCUGAGAAGUUGGUGUUCUGAUCAGUCCCUGCAAGCUGCCUAGUUGACUCCAAAUUAUUGUGGAAGUGGUUUUAUAACCCU
This is a messenger RNA of Cololabis saira (Pacific saury), 2439 nucleotides long. RefSeq names its product RAB, member of RAS oncogene family-like 2 (gene rabl2). The transcript has 8 exons. NCBI's taxonomy places the organism in Eukaryota, Metazoa, Chordata, Actinopteri, Beloniformes, Belonidae. The record is from RefSeq and is a predicted model, not a curated record. Gene Ontology annotation, molecular function: GTPase activity; GTP binding. Gene Ontology annotation, cellular component: Golgi apparatus; endosome. The coding region runs from base 402 to 1088 and encodes 228 amino acids.